Messenger RNA from Dama dama (fallow deer), 1812 nucleotides. Its product is annotated as heterogeneous nuclear ribonucleoprotein A1-like. The record is from RefSeq and is a predicted model, not a curated record. Bases 16 to 1065 code for a protein of 349 amino acids. Gene Ontology annotation, molecular function: RNA binding. The transcript has a single exon. Lineage: Eukaryota; Metazoa; Chordata; Mammalia; Artiodactyla; Cervidae.
ACAGUUUCAAAUAUAAUGUUCUUAAGAAAACUGAAAGAGCUUUUUCUGCCCGUGGACGCCACCGAGAAAGCAUCGUUGAAGACUUCCCUGCCUCCACUGCCGUCAUGUCUAAAUCAGUCUCCCAAAGAGCCCGAACAGCUGCGGAAGCUCUUCAUCGGAGGAUUGAGCUUUGAAACAACUGAUGAGAGUCUGAGGAGCCAUUUUGAGCAAUGGGGAACGCUCACAGACUGUGUGGUAAUGAGGGAUCCAAACACCAAGCGCUCCAGAGGCUUCGGGUUUGUCACAUACGCCACGGUGGAGGAGGUGGACGCGGCCAUGAAUGCAAGGCCACACAAGGUGGACGGAAGAGUUGUGGAACCAAAGAGGGCCGUGUCAAGAGAAGAUUCUCAAAGACCUGGUGCCCACUUAACUGUGAAAAAGAUUUUUGUUGGUGGCAUUAAAGAAGACACUGAAGAACAUCACCUGAGAGAUUAUUUUGAACAGUAUGGAAAAAUUGAAGUAAUUGAAAUCAUGACUGAUCGAGGCAGUGGCAAAAAGAGAGGCUUUGCUUUUGUAACCUUUGAUGACCAUGACUCUGUAGACAAAAUUGUCAUUCAGAAAUACCACACUGUGAAUGGCCACAACUGUGAAGUGAGAAAAGCACUGUCUAAGCAAGAGAUGGCUAGUGCUUCAUCCAGCCAGAGAGGUCGAAGUGGUUCUGGAAACUUUGGUGGUGGUCGUGGAGGUGGUUUUGGUGGGAAUGACAACUUUGGUCGUGGAGGAAACAUCAGUGGUCGAGGUGGCUUUGGUGGCAGCCGUGGUGGUGGCGGAUAUGGUGGCAGUGGGGAUGGAUAUAAUGGAUUUGGUAAUGACGGAAGCAAUUUUGGAGGUGGCGGAAGCUACAAUGAUUUUGGCAAUUACAAUAAUCAAUCUUCAAAUUUUGGACCCAUGAAAGGAGGAAACUUUGGAGGCAGAAGUUCUGGCCCCUAUGGUGGUGGAGGCCAAUACUUUGCCAAACCACGAAACCAAGGUGGCUAUGGUGGUUCCAGCAGCAGCAGUAGCUAUGGCAAGGGCAGAAGGUUUUAAUUACUGCCAGGAAACAGAGCUUAGCAGGAGAGGAGAGCCAGAGAAGUGACAGGGAAGCUACAGGUUACAACAGAUUUGUGAACUCAGCCAAGCACAGUGGUGGCAGGGCCUAGCUGCUACAAAGAAGACAUGUUUUAGACAAUACUCAUGUGUAUGGGCAAAAAACUCGAGGACUGUACUUGUGACUAAUUGUAUAACAGGUUAUUUUAGUUUCUGUUCUGUGGAAAGUGUAAAGCAUUCCAACAAAGGGUUUUAAUGUAGAUUUUUUUUUUGCACCCAUGCUGUUGAUUGCUAAAUGUAAUAGUCUGAUCAUGACGCUGAAUAAAUGUCUUUUUUUUUUUUUAAUGUGCUGUGUAAAGUUAGUCUACUCUGAAGCCAUUUUGGUAAACUACCCCAACAGUGUGAAGUUAGAAUUCCUUCAGGGUGAUGCCAGGUUCCAUUUGAAAUUUAUUUACCACUUGUUUGGUGGAGAAGCUGUUGUCUUCAGAACCUUGGUGUAGUUGAAGUGACAGUUACUGUGUUGUGACCUGGAGUUCACCAUUAAAAGGGUCACCCAUGCAAAGUCAUGGAGGUUUUUUUUUUUUUUUUUGGUUAUUAAUGAUUGUUGGCACAUCCUAUGCAAUAUAUCUAAAUUGAAUUAUGGUACCAGAUAAAAGUUAUAGAUGGGAAUGAAGCUUGUGUAUCAUCCAUUAUCAUGUGUAAUCAAUAAAAGAUUUAAUACCCUCAAAAAAAAAAAAAAAAAGAAAA